UCCAGGUACCCUUAGAGGGGCUGAGAUCCUAGGGAUUCCUGGAGCCUGGCUGCAUGGCCUGGCCAUCCUGAUGCCCUUGUGUUCUCCAUGACAGGGCAGCAAAGCCGAGGAGAAUGGCUCCAACAGCUUCAUGCACUCCAUGGACUCACAGCUAGAGCGGCAAAUGGAAACCACCCAGAACCUGCAGGACUCACACAUGGCCAUUGUCAACAACACCAUGUGGGACCUCAUGGUUGGUGUCACGCCCAAGACCAUCAUGCAUGUCAUGAUCAACAACACCAAGGAGUUCAUCUUCUCGGAGCUGCUGUCCAACCUGUACUCACGUGGGGACCAGAACAUGCUGAUGGAGGAGUCAGCAGAGCAGGCACAGCGGUGCGCCGAGAUGCUGCGCAUGCACCACGUGUUGAAGGAGGCACUCAGCAUCAUCGGCAACAUCAACAUGGCCACCAUCAGCACGCCCACGGGGUCUGUGGACAACUCCUGGCUGUAGGUGCCGAGAGUCCUUGCU
Macaca mulatta (Rhesus monkey) is the source of this 508-nucleotide messenger RNA. The record is from RefSeq and is a predicted model, not a curated record. Lineage: Eukaryota; Metazoa; Chordata; Mammalia; Primates; Cercopithecidae.